This is a messenger RNA of Trichogramma pretiosum, 804 nucleotides long. RefSeq names its product ribonuclease T2-like. Gene Ontology annotation, biological process: RNA catabolic process. NCBI's taxonomy places the organism in Eukaryota, Metazoa, Arthropoda, Insecta, Hymenoptera, Trichogrammatidae. Gene Ontology annotation, molecular function: ribonuclease T2 activity; RNA binding. The coding region runs from base 1 to 804 and encodes 267 amino acids. The record is from RefSeq and is a predicted model, not a curated record. The transcript is spliced from 2 exons. Gene Ontology annotation, cellular component: extracellular region.
AUGGACUCCAAGAAAUUGAUAAUGGAUAUUUUCAAGAUGUCAAAGACAGACCCAAAAAUUGUUUACGAUCACUUCGUUUUGUCGUUAAUGUGGCCUCAGGGUAGUUGUCAUUACGUCCGAUACGAGCAUAUUCAGGAUGAAAAUGAGCGGAUGAGACUGAUCCAAGAAUCCACAAAGAAAACGUGCAGCGAAUGCAACAUGCCAACGGAUAAAAGAAACUGGACCAUUCACGGCUUGUGGCCAAGUAGCGAUACACUAACAGAGAAAGAAAAAAUAAAGCAUUUAUAUUAUUGCAGGGAAGACGAAGUUGACGAAGGAUCGUUCAGUACUGAUUUAAAGAAGAAUCUAAAAUCUAAGUGGAUUUCUUUCGGUAAACGUUCUGACUCAAAAUUUCGUCGAUAUGAGUGGAACAAGCACGGUACCUGUGUGAAAAUAGACGACUUGAACAGCCCAAAAAAAUAUUUUAGAAGAACCGUAGAACUUUACUUGAAGUAUCAACCCGGUAUAUAUCUACAUGAAAACGCUAGAAUCAUAUCGGGAGGCACGUACCCAAUUAAAUUAAUACAUGAUCGUCUAAAAAAAUUCCUGGGUGCUAUUCCUACUAUCGUCUGCUAUCAAUUGAAAAAUGGUAGCCAGUAUAUCCGAGAGAUACGUAUUUGCCUGGACAAAGAACUUGAUAAACCAAUUAACUGCAAAUAUACUCUCAGCUCAUGUUAUCCUUCCAAGGAUCCUGAAAAAAAAGGUGUUAUUGAGGCUAUUUAUCAGAAACCUAAGGAGCCUUGCUCCAACCGUAGAUACGUAUAA